AUGUGGCUUCCACUUGCAGAAUGGUGGUAUAACACCAACUAUCAUACCAGCUUGAGGAUGAGUGCAUUCCAAGCCCUAUAUGUCUACAUUCCACCACACUUGGAUUUUCCCUCUACUGCAACCACCUCUGUUGCUGUUGUUGAGGAGUACUUAAAACAGAGAGAUGCUGUACUUGAUUUAUUGAAAGAAUCUCUUCAUCAUGCAGAAGAGAGGAUGAAGUUUUAUGCUGAUAAUAAAAGAACAAAUAAGACAUUUGAAGUAGGGGAUCACGUUUAUUUGAAGCUGCGACCAUAUCGCCAAGCUUCUCUCAAGAAGCAGAUUGGUGCUAGACAUUUACCUUCUCUUACACUACCUACUUUGGAUACUGAUGGCCGAAUACUUGUUAUUCCUGCAACUAUUUUGGCUCUAAAACUAUCAUUAGAAAUGGAGUCUAGGUACCUCAGUUGCUUAUCAGGUGGACCAAUGCAUCAUCUGAGGAUGCUACUUGGGAAGAUGCAGGGCAUAUAA
Molecule: messenger RNA, 507 nt
Organism: Papaver somniferum (opium poppy)
Lineage: Eukaryota; Viridiplantae; Streptophyta; Magnoliopsida; Ranunculales; Papaveraceae
Exons: 2
Coding region: 1-507 (168 amino acids)
Source: RefSeq, a predicted model, not a curated record